AACUCCAUAAGUCGAAACGUUCAUUUCCAGAGUAGAGCUAUAGGCCCUUUUAAAGCUCGAAUUCCGAACCAUUUCUAUUCUAUUUAACAAAAGCAAAGAAACGAAAAAUAAUGAACUUUGGUAAGUAGGAAAAAUAACUGAGAAAAAGAGUAAAGAGAGAGAAAGAGAAAAUGGAAGAAGAGCAACGGAAUAUUGGAAGGGCAUCGAGAUCUGCGCGCAAGUACAACUGGGGUUUGCUUGAAGAUGAAGCUUCAAUGCCGGUGAAUCUUCAGUUUAGCCGUUCAGUCGAAUCUUAAUUUGUUUCCCGAAUCCCCUUUCUCUUCUUCUUUCUUUGUUUCUUUUCUUUUUUUAGUGAAAACUCGCUGCGUAAUCGCCAAGAUUUUCCGUUAAAGCUUUUUGACGGAUUUUCUCUCUCUAAAUUAGCUCUUUUUCUUCUCCUUCACGUUUUGAGGUUCCAAUUCCAGUUCCAGAUCACUGCGUUCUCGCUUCCCCUCUUCGCCAUUUUCAAAUUUCCAGGGAAGAAGAACGCUGUGAUCACAAUCAGCCUUAACUAUCGUCAGGGGUUUCUCAACAAACAACACUAUAUGAAGCCAAAUUUAUUUUCUGUAGUUUUACUUUUCCUUGCGCUCAUUUUUGUUGACCGAACCAUCGCUGACAUAGAUUCAGAUAAAGAGGCCCUCCUUGACUUCAUUUCUGCUGUCCCUCAUGGCCGUAAAGUUAACUGGAAUCCUGCUACCCCAGUCUGCAAAACUUGGGUUGGCAUCACUUGCAACUUAAAUGGCUCCAAUGUGAUUGCUGUCCGGCUUCCUGGUGUUGGACUCUUUGGCCCAAUUCCUGCCAACACUCUUGGGAAGCUGGACGGCCUUAUUAGCCUUAGUCUUCGAUCCAACCGACUUAACGGGACACUUCCAUCUGACAUCCUAUCCCUUCCUUCACUCCGAAAUGUAUACCUGCAAAAUAACACUUUUUCAGGAAAUAUUCCCUCUUCUCUAUCUCCCCGUCUCACCUUUUUUGAUGUAUCCUUCAACUCAAUUAGCGGCCAGAUUCCCGCUGUUUUUCAAAAUCUAACCCGUCUCACUGGGCUGAACCUCCAGAACAACUCCCUCACUGGACCCAUCCCUGAUUUGAACCUUCCAAGACUUAGGUAUUUGAACUUGAGCUACAACCACCUAAAUGGUUCAAUUCCUACUGCCCUAAGAACAUUUCCCAUCUCUUCCUUUACAGGGAACCUGAUGUUAUGUGGGCCACCACUUGACCAAUGUGUCCCUCCGUCACCUUCUCCUUCCUCCGCUAAUUUGCCACCUGAGCCAACAGCUCCUCCGAAACCAGAAAAGGGUUCCAAAAAGAAACUAAGCACUGGAGCCAUUAUUGCUAUUUCGGUUGGGAGUUUUGCAGUGCUUUUUCUUCUAGUUCUGAUCGUUGUGCUUUGCUGUAUGAAGAAAAAAGACAGUGGAGGCAGUGGUGUGGCAAAGCCAAAGAGUGGAAGGAGUGAGCCGCCAAAGGAGGACUUUGGGAGUGGAGUACAAGAGGCUGAGAAGAACAAGUUGGUUUUCUUUGAAGGUUCUUCUUACAACUUUGAUCUUGAGGAUCUACUUAGAGCUUCAGCUGAAGUGCUGGGGAAAGGAAGUUAUGGGACUACCUAUAAGGCUAUCUUGGAAGAGGGGACAACGGUGGUGGUUAAAAGGUUAAAAGAAGUUGUGGUCGGGAAAAAGGAAUUUGACCAGCAAAUGGAGAAUGUGGGGAGGGUUAGUCAGAACCCAAAUGUCGUGCCUCUUCGCGCAUAUUAUUAUUCCAAGGAUGAGAAACUCCUUGUUUAUGACUACAUAACAGCCGGCAGCUUUUCUGCAUUACUACAUGGAAACAGGGAAAGUGGACGGAGUCCGCCAGAUUGGGAAUCCAGACUAAAAAUUUCUCUUGGAUGUGCAAGGGGCAUCGCCCAUAUUCAUUCCGCUGCUGGUGGAAAGUUUGUGCAUGGAAACAUCAAAUCCUCCAAUGUCCUCCUCAGCCAAGACCUCAGUGGUUGCAUCUCAGAUUUUGGCCUUGCUCCCCUUAUGAACUUUCCCGCCAUCCCUUCUAGAAGCAUAGGCUACCGUGCUCCCGAGGUGAUCGAAACUCGAAAAUUUAGCCAGAAAUCGGAUGUUUAUAGCUUUGGUGUUAUUCUCCUUGAGAUGUUGACAGGAAAAGCACCAGUUCAAUCUCCAGGGCGUGAUGACGUUGCUGAUCUUCCGAGGUGGGUUCAGUCCGUUGUCAGGGAGGAAUGGACAGCUGAGGUAUUUGAUGUAGAGCUAAUGAAAUACCAAAAUAUUGAAGAAGAGUUGGUGCAGAUGCUUCAAAUAGCAAUGGCGUGUGUAGCGAAAGUGCCAGACAUGAGACCAACUAUGGAGGAAGUUGUCAGGAUGAUUGAGGAAAUCCGGCCAUCUGAUUCCGAGAGCCGGCCGUCACCGGAGGAUAAUAAAUCCAAGGGCCCAGAAACUGAGACCCCAUGAUUGCCCUUCCUAGAAAUUAUUAUUAUUAUUAUUAUUAGAUGAGAUAUACUUCCAUAACGCAUAUGUGGUCAGGCUACUAGAACCAGACUGCAGAGCAAAAAGCACAUGAAACCUUUUCUUACUCAGUUGAGUCCAAUUGUGUGAUUCGUUUUACAGUCAUUUUAGAGUAACAUAGCUUCAUUUGUUUGGCAUUCUUUUCCCCUGUCACGUCGUAUUAUUAGGGGGGAAAAAAUAGUUUAGAACAAUUGUGACUUGAUUGCUCUUGUCUGUGCUGUUGAUGCUUUCCAAGCAGUUGUGUAAAAUUAGUGUAUUCACUGUAAAUGUAAUGUUCAACAAGUUUCCAAGUUCUCGAGUCGUCCUUAUAUUUUUGUGUACAAGUCUAUCGGAAAACAGGGUGAAUUUUUCUCAA
Messenger RNA from Morus notabilis, 2895 nucleotides. RefSeq names its product probable inactive receptor kinase At5g58300. Gene Ontology annotation, biological process: protein phosphorylation. The transcript has 3 exons. Lineage: Eukaryota; Viridiplantae; Streptophyta; Magnoliopsida; Rosales; Moraceae. Gene Ontology annotation, molecular function: ATP binding; protein binding; protein kinase activity. The coding region runs from base 585 to 2486 and encodes 633 amino acids. The record is from RefSeq and is a predicted model, not a curated record.